UUAUCUCUGUUGUAUACGCACAGCAACGCACAGUGUCGCACAGUACUAACACUAACAGCUGCGUUCUGCAUUCUACGUUGUGUGGAUUGCGAACAUCCCUACGAAGUUUUAGUUUAUAAAGCGUAUUGUUGUUUUCGAAACGUUAACGAGCGUUUAGAUAUAAUAAUGACGUCUGUAGAUUCGGGAAUUGAUAUGAGUAACAAUUCAAAUGACUGUUUGAUUAAUCAGGACGAUCGGGAAAGAAUUAACAAUGAUUCGACACAGGUUGAAGGAAACGCUCCUCCGUUCCUUAUAUCAGAUAAACAUGUUUCAUGUUUUACGGCCCAAGGUUCCUUGACCGAAUAUUCUCAACUGAGAAGUGGUCCACAACGUAUAACUCUCACUUCCCGCCCUAUAGGUCUGAAAUUAAAUAAAAAACGGAAAGUGCAGGCAUUUCCCUACUAUAGGAAGAGCUUUGUGUACAACAGACAAUUUGUAGGGAAGCAGGUGAACUUUAUUAGUCCAACUGACACUACUGAUUUUCGUGGAAGAACUCCUCUUCAUCUUGCUGCUUCCAAAGGCAGCACAAAAAUAGUUUCUUUUUUACUAGAACAUGGUGCAGAUCCUAAUCUUCGUGACGUUAUGGGCAACACUCCAUUGCAUUUAGCAGUUGCAGCAAAUAAGAUGCCCGUGGUGAUGCUUCUUCUGAAGGCAGGAGCAGAUGUUACGUGUUUGGAUCACGAGGGUAACAGUUUGUUGAAAUUAGCGCAGAGAAAAUUGUCGUUAUUACAAAAUUGUGCAGACACAGAAACAUCAAAGAUUAAAGAGGAAGUUCAAAGCAUAAUCGAUAUGUUGGUCUCUUGUUUGCAACAACAGAAAGAUAUCGAGGCCGACAGAAAGAUUGAGACGCUCGUCAGUAUUUAUUCGCGUUUGAUUUUAUCAAACACACCAAAUAAAGUUCAAAGCGACGUAAAAGAUCUGUUAGCUAGUUUAGAUGGUCUGUCAAUAGGUAAUCAACCCGCGGACUGUUAAUUAUAUUGUCAGAUCGAACAACGGUACAAAACUGAAUGAAACAAACGUAACAAAACAAGCGAAAAAGUAUGCAGUGGAUUUAUUACUCUUAGUAAAGUUCACGUUUCGUUUGAUUUGCUUAUAUGGCGGUUACUUACUAUGUUAUAGAUUACGUCGUUUUCAUCGUCACAUACAGUUGCAGGUAUUAGACAAUUGUUUAAGUCACUAAAUAAAUCAUUGAGUGAAAUUUAAGUUAAAUAAUAAUAUUUAUGUUGCAAGUAUAUCUUUUAUAUCAAAAGGAAAUAAAAAGUUUAAUGUUCAACAGUAAAUAUCGUCGCUUUAUACAAUCUCUUACAAAAUAUUUUAACUUAAAUAGUACCAAAACAAUUUUGUUUAAACUGGAUCAUUUUUUAUGAUUACUUGAUAAAAAGAAAAUAGCGAGAGUUCUUAAAGUAAAUGAGAAAAUAAAUUCAGGACGUUUUCACAGUGUACUCUUGAACAUUAAAUAGUAUGUAUAAUGUAACAGAAAUUAUAUACAAUCGCGAUACUUUUAUAAAAAUAGGAGUGAUUAAUUGUAGAAGAUGGUAGUUAUAUUGUCUUCUGUAUGUAUGUGUGUCUAUGGAUGUAUAAAUAGUUUCUGCAGUAGUUGAUAUACAAAUUGUAAAUAAGUAAUUCCCUGUUAGUGGUACUUAUAGCAGAUGUUUAAGGAAAAAUAUCUCGGUUUAUAGGAACUAACAUUUUUAUAAUUAAUUAUGUAUUCUGAUCGAGCGUACGCAAGACAAUUUGUAUUUUUCUUACACUGUAAUAUAGUUUCUAAAUUUAUAUUCUUCAAUUCUGUAAUUUAAAAUCGAAAUAAUCGUCGUUGUAUGAGACUUGGUUUGACUCAGUAGAUUGAAACGAAUUCUGUUUUGACUUGUGCGAAUAUCAGAAUAUAUGUAUACAUAUAUUUACAACAGA
Molecule: messenger RNA, 1947 nt
Organism: Ceratina calcarata
Lineage: Eukaryota; Metazoa; Arthropoda; Insecta; Hymenoptera; Apidae
Product: ankyrin repeat domain-containing protein 54
Exons: 4
Coding region: 166-1011 (281 amino acids)
Molecular function (GO): protein binding
Source: RefSeq, a predicted model, not a curated record